UGUUGUCUAUUUCUGGGCUCGCCACCCCCCUGAAAGCACAAAAGAAGACGGCAACGCAAGCAAUUCUACAAGUCGAGGCGAGUUUGUUUUCGACUGAAUGCCCAACUACCAGUCCUCUGAAAAUGGCUAAACUACAGUCUUUGAUUGUGUUUGUUAAUGAACGUUUAACAGUGGCUGCAGUGGAGAUUUUAGACGUUGUAGAGAAAGUGGUCGCCGAGGACCAGGAGGAGAUUUCCAGAUCUGAAGAGGAGAAUGACCGACUACGGAGACUAAUGCGGAUCACACCAGAAAUAAAACUACGUAGAAUAGACUCCCUCCACUUCUCUCUCGCUGUCUCUGAGGAGGAGGUUAUCCCUGAGCAGCAGCACUGUGAGCAGGAAUGGAGCCCCAGUCUGGAGGACCCAGCUCCCAUUCAGGUUAAAAAGGAACAGGAGGAUCUCAGGACCAGUCAGGAGGUUGGGAAGAUUCAAGGGCUAGAGGCUGACCCCGUAGAGUUCAUAUACACUCCUCCCUGUGUGAAAAGUGAAUGUGAUCCGGAGGAUCAACUUCAGUCCUUGACUCUUCCCCAAACGGGGAAGCACAGAGAGAGUGAGCCUAAACCAGUGAUUGUCAAUCCACUGAAGAUGUCUAAACUACAGUCUUUGAGUGUGUUUGCUAGUGAGCGUUUAACAGUGGCUGCAGUAGAGAUUUUGGGAGUAAUAGAGAAAGUGGUAGAGGAGUACCAGGUGGAGAUUUCCCAAUUUAAAGCGGAGAAUGACCGGCUAGGGAGACUGCUGCGGAUCACACCCAGAAUAAAACGAUGUAGAAUAGACCCCCUCCAGUUCUCUCCCGCUUUCUCUGAGGAAGAGGACCCCACCCCCGAGCAGCAACACUGUGAGCAGGAGUGGAGCCCAAGUCUGGGGCAGGAGGACACAGCGCCCACACAGAUUAAAGAGGAACAGGAGGAAAUCAGGACCAGUCAGGAAGUAGGGCAGCUUCAGGAACAGGAGGCUGACAUCAUAUUCACUCCUCCUUGUGUGAAAAGUGAAUGUGAUCAGGAGGAUCAACUUCAGUCCUUGACUCUUCACCAAACGGUGGAGUACAGAGGGACUGACUCUAAACCAGUGAAUCGCAAACCUUUUGUCACUGUGACCCACCUUGACAAUCCCUGUGACCCUCCAGAUAAUCAAGACAAUGCCUCCUGCCACAGAUCAGCUGCAAGCAGCGAUCCAGUAGGACUUGACAUCAGCCGACCAUUGGAUCCCAACCCACCAUUGAAGAAACCCAGCACCACGUCUAAAAAACCUCUCACCGGGAAAAGAUUGAAUUGCAAGGGGACCCUAAGCAGGCACAUACAGACUCAUACAGGAGAGAAACCCUUUAGCUGUGGUUACUGUGAGAAAAGCUUCAAUCGCAAGGGGACCCUAAAUGAGCAUGUAAAGACUCAUACAGGAGAGACACCAUUUAGCUGUGAUGUCUGCGGGAAGAGCUUCAGACACAAGAAGAACCUAACUGAGCAUAUCCGGAGUCACACCGGAGUGAAACCAUUUAGCUGUGGUGACUGUGGGACAAGCUUCAAUCAAAAGGUUUCUCUUAAAAGGCAUGUACUGACUCACACAGGGGAGAAAUCGUUUGUUUGUGGUAACUGCGGGAAAAGAUUCAGACAGAAGGUUAGCCUUAACAGGCAUAUGCAGACUCACACAGGAGAGAAAUCAUUUGUCUGUGGGAACUGUGGGAAAAGCUUUAGACACAAGGGGACCCUAACUGCGCAUCUACUGACUCAUACAGRAGAGAAACCAUUUAGCUGUGGUGACUGCGGGAAAAGCUUCAGACAGAAGGUUACCCUUAACAGGCAUAUAUGGGCUCAUACAGGAGAGAAACCAUUUAGCUGUGAUGACUGCGGGAAAAGUUUCAACAAGAAGGGGAACCUAACUGUUCAUUUACUGACACACACAGGAGAAAAAACGUUUAACUGUGUUGACUGCGGGAAAAGCUUUGGACUCAAGGAAAACCUACCUGUGCAUUUGCAGACUCACAAAGGUACAGGAGAGAAACCAUUUCGCUGUGGUGACUGUGGGAUAAGCUUCAGACACUAAUUGAACCUGGACAGUAAUAUAUAGAACAUCCACAAAGAAAGAAAACAGGACAAAAUUGGAUAAAAUAAAGACAGAUCAGGGGAGUAUCAGGAGAUGGGAAUAAGAAGGCUGGAUAUGGACAACUCUGUUAGGAAGGCAAAGCAACUCUGGAUCAUUCAUGUUGUAGGUUUAAGAUAAAUAUACUGUAUGUGUGAUUCAUUUAUUUUUGUAAAAUGAGUUUGAUUUAAUUUCAUGGUCAAAGAGUACAGAGUAUUGUAGGAAACCAGUCAUGGUCUGUGAGGAAACUCACACGUCUGUUGUUCAAAGUAUGUUGAUGUUUUCACCCUAUUAGAAACAGGAAUUCCUGGUUGUUUUUUUAUGUCUCUCAGGGCUGUGAGAGAAUGGCAAGACAGAUGUUAUCAACAUAUUAAACAUGUUAUAAUGUUCAGGGGAAAAGGGGGGGGGUGAACUAAUGAACCAAUCAUUGACUCAAGUCCCUCAUUAGAAACAGCUGUGGUAGUGCUGGGCUGAAACAUAAAUAUGCACUCCCUGGUGAUCCCCCGGGAAUGUAUUGAGGAACACUGUUCUAUUAUGUUCUCUAGAGUCCUGAUGGAUUUCAUAACAAUGGAAACUCCCUCCAGCCAAUGCUUUCACCAACUCAAUGCUUUGAAAUCCUUUACCGGGAGUGUUCAAGUGCACACUUUGAGAGAAGUAUGGAGAAUUGGGAUGCAAACAACGGGAGAAUCUCAAUUGGGUUGCUUGACUCCUCGCGUCCUCACCUCUGUUCUCUCCUCGCCUUUUGAAAAAGGUAAUCGAGGAGAGGUGUCUCCACUUGAGUUUCAUGAGGUAUGCAAUCAACGCUAACCCGGUUCACCUGGGGCAUUAAUCGAAUCGCCUCAGUUUCUGGGUCACAGAGGAGAGGAGGAUGGAUGAGUCGAGGAGAGGACGGACUUGAGAAGCCCAAUUGAGAAUCUCCCUAGAGCUCAUGUACGCACCAACAAUCCACAAUAUAUUAUCUUUGUUCAUUUACAAAUAAAUAACCAAAUAACA
This is a messenger RNA of Salvelinus sp. IW2-2015, 3104 nucleotides long. RefSeq lists its product as uncharacterized. Lineage: Eukaryota; Metazoa; Chordata; Actinopteri; Salmoniformes; Salmonidae. The record is from RefSeq and is a predicted model, not a curated record.